Molecule: messenger RNA, 1407 nt
Organism: Perkinsus marinus ATCC 50983
Lineage: Eukaryota; Perkinsozoa; Perkinsida; Perkinsidae
Product: gtp-binding protein hflx, putative
Exons: 14
Coding region: 1-1407 (468 amino acids)
Cellular component (GO): cytoplasm
Molecular function (GO): ribosome binding; GTP binding
Source: RefSeq, a predicted model, not a curated record
AUGUUCGACCGAAACUACAGAUUGGCAACAUGGCACGCCAAGGAGGCACUGGCGCUCGGACGUGCUGCUAAAUGGGACAACUUGCCCGGUGCCUUCGAGCCAGAAGAAGGUUGGGAUAAUAGGCUCAUAACGAAGAUAGAGGAGGAUCAAGAUGUGUUGAAUAUGGCACUUGAUAUCCAGCGUAAAGAGCUGAUGCGGGACUCUGACGGCAACCAGUGGUUAACAAUCAAGUCCGAAGAGCAAGAGAGUGACGACGAAUAUGACAUGGAUGAUCCCCUUUGGGCCAAUGAUGAAGUGCUCACACAAUGGGCACAAUCCUGCGUUUGCCCACUGCGGCGCAUCCAUAGUCAGUAUUAUCUCCCACCAACCAGAAUAGAACAAGUAUCUGUUUGCAUCGCAAGGAUGCCUCCCAAGUACGUCUUCAUAAACGACACUCUAACACAAAACCAGAUCCAGCAUCUGGAAAAGUAUUUCAAUGCAGCCAUGCAAGCUUUUAAAGCGGAGGAUCAGUCUAAUGCGAAGUUGCGACAUCACUUGAGGCACCGUGUGGGUUUCUCAGAACAGGAUGAGAUAGAUCGAUACGAGGACAGAGAUUCAUUCUUUCGACCAGAAUACGUUGAGGUGGUUGAUCGCCAACGUGUGGUACUGGAGGUCUUCGCGCUGCGGGCGAAGACAGGCGCAGCCGAGUGGCAGGUGCGGAUCGCGCGACUUGCAUACAUGCGAAUAAACAUCCCUAUACAAAGCCCGAGUCACACGAAGGGCAUGCAGGACCUGCUUUCAAGGUUUGUCGCUCCUUAUCAUCAGAUUUUUCUCAACACACGAUGGACGAAACCAACGAGCUGCUCAAUAGACAGGAGCGGGAAUGCAGGAGAAAACUUGAGCAGUUGCGAAUCUCUCGCGAGAAGCAGCGCGCCCGACGGCGAGAAAAGGUUCGAUUCUUUCUACGCAACGAUAGAGGAGUUGGUGGAUUCUGAUGUGAUCCUACACGUCCGCGAUAUGUCCAGUGAGACCACUGUCGAAGAGUAUGAUGCUGUUAUACAGUCACUUAAAGGUUGUGGCUUCACUGAUGAACAUAUCCGGAAUCGAAUAGUCGAAGUCUGGAAUAAAGUCGACAAGCUCAGUGAAGUUGAGCUACAUGCGGCUUUGGCCGCGCAACAUGAGGACGCUGAGGCGAAGGAGCCAAUUCUUGUAUCAGCUCAGGAUGGCACCGGAAUUAAAGUACAGUACUGGGUCAUUCAUGUCGGUCACGAAAAGCACACUUUCGAUUAUCAUUACACUUUACUGACCGAUCUGUUGGAUGAGAUCGUAAAUGCUAGAUUGCGUACCAAGGUCAUCACCGUGGAUAUGCCUUGUGGAGACACUAACGCGCGAAUGCAAUUCCUCAACGAAUAUGCGGAGGCCGUGUAA